Molecule: messenger RNA, 1250 nt
Organism: Girardinichthys multiradiatus
Lineage: Eukaryota; Metazoa; Chordata; Actinopteri; Cyprinodontiformes; Goodeidae
Gene: olah
Product: oleoyl-ACP hydrolase
Exons: 8
Coding region: 448-1227 (259 amino acids)
Biological process (GO): lipid biosynthetic process
Source: RefSeq, a predicted model, not a curated record
GAAGCUUUUCAACGUCAGCGCGGUUUUAAGUGAAACACACAACAGUUAUUGUAAAACAUUAGCUUGUUGGUUUUAUCUUCAGUUCAUUUUUUUUAUGGUUUUACUCGACAGAGGAAACUGAACCCAGGUUAUCUAGUUUCAGUCUCCUCCUCCUCCUCCUCCUCUGAGGGAAACCCAUCAGGAAAUACCAACUGUAGAGAAGAACGUCAUUUCCUGGACAGCUUCUGCCUGAAUCCAUUGAGCCUGGAGUGAUUUGGAUUCCUGGAUGGAGCUACUCACUCCACACUGUAGAUGUCUCCAGAACCUAUUUACAGGAUUUCACAGCUGCCGUGUUCCUGAACCACAGAAGAAAGAAACCAGGAAAUGUUGCAGAAGGAGCAGAUGUAGCAGCAGCAAGCAGGAUUCCUUCAGUGUGGCAGAAAAGCAGCAGGAUUCUGGUGAAUCAGGAUGGAGAAGGUGAUCAGCUGCUUUGGGAGGAGGCCAGAAGCUCUGACCAGGCUCAUCUGCUUCCCCUGGGCAGGUGGAGGCUCCAUCCACUACGCCCGCUGGGGAAACGUCCUGAACAGCUCCAUGGAAGUGUUUGCGGUGAAACUCCCGGGCAGAGAGAGUCGAGCCAGAGAGCCGUUCUUUGAGAACAUGCAGCAGAUCGUGGAUGAGAUCCUCGCUGCUCUGCUGCCGCUGCUGAAAGAGAAACCAUUUGCUCUGUUUGGCCACAGUUUUGGAGCCUUCACAAGCUUUGCUGUUGCAGAGGAUCUGAAGAAACUUCACAACCUGGAGCCAGUUCACAUGUUUCUGUCUGGAGCUUCUGCUCCAUAUUCUGAGAUCCGCAUUAAAGCUCCAAAAAGAAGCGAGUUACCGGAUGACGAGUUCCUCCAGUGGUUAACGUCUAUCGGAGGAACUCCUCAGGAGCUGCUGGCAAACCCUGAAGUUCUGCAGCUCUUCUUGCCGGCCCUGAAGGCCGACCUGCACGUCGUGGAGAACUACAGGUGUUCGAAACCUGACGUUGCAUUUCUUGGCUGUCCCGUUACAUGUUUUGAUGGGAAGCAGGACAUUCCUCACGACUUACAGGUUGUGUUUCUAACAGCCUGGAGGAACAUCACGUCAGGAGAUUUCACCAUCAGGAUGUUUGACGGCUCUCACUUCUACCUGAAGGAUGCGGGGAAUGAAAAGAUCCUAUUAGACUACAUCACAAAGAUCUUGGAGACAGCAGAAAUUGAUUAUUUAUGAUUAAAAUGAUAAAAUGAAUCAUA